Cucumis melo (muskmelon) is the source of this 1979-nucleotide messenger RNA. Its product is annotated as probable WRKY transcription factor 35. The record is from RefSeq and is a predicted model, not a curated record. Gene Ontology annotation, biological process: regulation of DNA-templated transcription. Lineage: Eukaryota; Viridiplantae; Streptophyta; Magnoliopsida; Cucurbitales; Cucurbitaceae. Gene Ontology annotation, cellular component: nucleus. Gene Ontology annotation, molecular function: DNA-binding transcription factor activity; transcription cis-regulatory region binding. Bases 141 to 1718 code for a protein of 525 amino acids. The transcript has 3 exons.
UUAUAUAGAAGGAAGAAAGAACCCCAUCAAAAGGAAAAAAGGGGUUUUUUUUUUUCUAAAAAAAAAAAAUCUAAAUUUUUGUGUUGUUAUAAAGUUUAGAAUAUUGAGAGGAAGGGUUGGGGGUAGUGAUUAACUUUAUUAUGUUGUUGUUGUUUGAGAUGGAGAAUUAUGAUCAAGAAGUAGGUGAUUUGACUGAUAUUGUAAGAGGAAGAUCAACAACAACAACAACAAGAAGCUCUACUACUACUACUACUACUUCUUCUUCUUCUUCUAAUUGCAAGACUGAAAUACUAGCUGAUCAUCAUCUUCAAGAUUCCACCUCUUUCUAUUAUUCUUCUUCAUCACAAUUGCUGCAACUACAAGAUCAUCAAGAUCAUCAUCAUCAUCACCAAUACAGUUUUGGAGAUCCAUUUUGCAGUGUUGUUGCUCCUUCAGUACUUGAUCAUCAUCUUCAUCAACAUCAUCAUCAUCAGCUGGUGGAUAAUAAUACUAAUAUUAAUGCUUUUUUCAAUGGAAUUUCUGCUUCUGCUGCUACUACUACUGCUGCUGCUGCUCAUCAAGAUCAUGAAGAUCAUCACGAAGUUAUGAAAAGCAGCCCUUGUAAUUCCAAUUUAUUCUCACGAAUGCUUCAGAUCUCUCCUUCAUCCAACAAAUUCCAAACCAUUUCUUCACUUACUAAUAAUUCCCCACCUCCUUCUAAUUUCUUAAUUUCAAAUCAUUCUCCUACCACUACGACUACUCCACUGCAUCCUGAUCAUCACCUUCAUCAUUUUCUUCAUCAUCAUGAUCAAAAUAAUAAUAAUAAUAAUAAUAAUACCUCUGCCGCCCUUCACAUCUCUUCUCCCCGGAACCCCCCCGGUAUCAAGCGAAGGAAGAGUCAAGCAAGGAAGGUGGUUUGUGUUCCAGCUCCAGUUGCUGCCAGUAGUAGACCAAAUGGGGAAGUGAUUCCUUCUGAUCUUUGGGCUUGGAGGAAAUAUGGUCAGAAACCCAUUAAAGGUUCUCCAUAUCCUAGGGGGUACUAUAGAUGCAGCAGCUCAAAAGGAUGUUCAGCAAGAAAACAAGUGGAGAGAAGUAGAACAGAUCCAAACAUGUUGGUGAUUACUUACACAUCUGAACACAACCAUCCAUGGCCAACUCAAAGAAAUGCUCUUGCCGGCUCUUCAAGAUCAUCUCAGCAUUCAUCAAAAAACAACACUUCUACUACUACUACUACUACAUCUACUACAACACAACCCAAUUCUUCAAAAUUACUCCAUCAUAAAAAUAAACAAGAAGUUCAAGAAGAAGAAGAAGACCAAGAUCAUGAAAACAACAACAAUGGCACGACGACGGUAUUAUUAUCAUCAACAGCAGCAGCAGAUGAAGAAGCAUCAAAUAAGAAUAAUAAUAAUGUUAAGGAAGAGGAGAUGAUUGAGAAUGAAUUGAUGAUGAGUAGUACUAGUGAAGGAGGGUUAAUUGAUGAAGAUCAUGAUUUCUUUGCAGAUUUGGAAGAAUUAGAAACAGACCCAUUAACUCUCUUGUUCAAUACCACUACUACUACACAACAACAACAACAUCAACAACAACCACCUCACAAAUUAGAGCAAAUAAUCAAAGGAUCAGCUGCAGCCGCCUGCUUACACGACGUCGUUCCAUUCAAUCAUCUUUUUGAUUGGCCUCCUCCACCACACCAGGAACAACCACCACCUAGUUCUCCUACCAACAGAGGUUUUUAUUAAACACACACAUUAUAUAAUUCCCCUCAUAAAACUUCCUUACUUCAAGUAAUUCCUUUACUUAUUAAUUCUCUUUCUCCCCCAUAUAUAUUUAUUAACAUUCAUAUAUAUUUGGGUGCAUUUUUACAAUACCACCAAAAAAGAAAAAAGAAAAAAAAAAAACAUUGUGAUUUUUGUGAUUUAAUUAAUAUCGGUGAGGUAUAUAUGUUGGUUUGAUGCACUAGUAAAAAAAAAAAAAUGUUAAAAAUAUUAUUUCAGUCUCUC